Molecule: messenger RNA, 1916 nt
Organism: Mizuhopecten yessoensis (Yesso scallop)
Lineage: Eukaryota; Metazoa; Mollusca; Bivalvia; Pectinida; Pectinidae
Product: uracil-DNA glycosylase-like
Exons: 6
Coding region: 138-950 (270 amino acids)
Biological process (GO): base-excision repair, AP site formation via deaminated base removal; base-excision repair
Cellular component (GO): mitochondrion; nucleus
Molecular function (GO): uracil DNA N-glycosylase activity
Source: RefSeq, a predicted model, not a curated record
GGGAUGUCAUAUCCGACCUAGUAUCUAAUAUACAUCCUUUUUCUGACGAAUUCAGUGUGGUGAAGACGUGUUGAGCGGACGAGCAUAAAAACCUGAAGAUUGUCAAAACAAAGGUGUAAAAUCAUCAACAAUAAACCAUGCCAAAGGCUGACACUAAAGGGAGAGAAGGGAAAGGACCGGCCCUGUCUGAUGAUCCGGACCAGUCGGGUACAAACAGGACAAACCCUGAAUCAGAAGGUUCUGAUGGAGCUGCUGCAGAUAGCUUAGACCUGUCCUCUUUCAUCACAGAAGAAAGCUGGAGACGUGAGCUCGAGACGGAAUUUACCAAAGAUUACUUUAAGGGUAUCCAGUCAAAGCUCGCUGGUGAUUAUGCGAACAAUACACAGGUGUUCCCACCUAAGGACCGCAUCUUUCAUGCAUUUAACGUAACGCCGUUUGACGAGGUGAAAGUUGUAAUUGUGGGACAGGAUCCGUACCAUGCCGACGGACAGGCCAUGGGAUUGGCAUUCUCUGUACCGCUGGGAGUGGAACCACCACCUUCAUUGAAGAACAUAUAUAAAGAGCUAACCAAUGAUGACGAAAUCAAGGACUUCAAGACCCCUACUCAUGGUAAUUUGGAAACUUGGGCGAGCAGGGGAGUGUUUCUUCUCAAUGCUACACUUACAACAUACGCCAACCGCUCGCACUCUCAUGCCAAGUAUGGCUGGCAGAAAUUUACAGACAGAGUCAUCCAAAUUAUUAGUGAGAAUUGCUCUGGUGUCGUCUUUAUUCUCUGGGGCAACUUUGCACAUGAAAAGGAGAGUUUAAUUGACAAAGUAAAACACACCAUAAUCAAAACUGCUCAUCCGUCACCUUUGUCAUAUAAGAAAUUUGAGAACUGUAAGUGUUUUUCAAUAGCUGAUGCAGCACUAUUAGCGAACAAUGGAGUCAAAAUGGACUGGUCACUGUAAAGGAACAAUUUUUGCAAAACAUUGAAAUAACGUCCAAAAAUGAACUGCAGUAUAGCUCUACAUUGAAAAUAUUUUUAAUCAAAUUUAUAUUGAAAUAUUAAUACUAUGUAUUUAUAAAAAAAGCUAUUGAAAAUGUUUUGUGUUUUUAAACAAGAGUUUUGUUAAUGUCAAAUACAUUCAUGUAUUUGAAAUUAUAUGAGGAAGUCAACCGUUGCUUUCUGUAUAGGGCACUUCUGUUGACCAGAUAGUUCAAUCGGUUAGAGCAUUAUUAUAUCAAUCUAAAGUCCAUGGUUCGAAUCACAGUCUAGCAACGCUGAUUUUGUUUAAAACACUGUUGUUGGUUAUAUUUUGAAUAUUUCAUCUUUAUUAUUUCUUAUUAAAGACGAACAAGGUAUGACUUAUUUUUCAGAAAUUGUUUAUCAACGCUAUAGUCAUGAUGGCAAAAACAGUUUACAACAUUUAGGUACAGUUUUUGGCAGUGGCUCUGGGGUCCUUAAGCACUGGAAUGAUUCUUGGAUAUAUAUUAGAAGAAACAUUAUUACAAAAAAUGAUAUGUAUAUCAAUCCUUUUCUCAUCUUUACUGCAUCCUUUUGAUACACUCUACAGACUUAAACCUCUAAACAUUGAUAAAGGAAAAAGCAAACAAUCAUAAAGCUAAGCUAAGCUAAUACACCAAUAUACCACCUCCAGCACACACCUAUACAUUAUACACAUGAAGUCACGUCCUGAAAUUGGCGGUGUUGCGUUUCAGGGCAGACAGAUUGUUUUGAAAUUCUUCUUUGUGUAGGAAAGUUGUCCUUGAAUUUUGAUGUCCUAGAUUCUGUCUUUUUGACAUGUCCACUAUGAACAGAGCAGAUACCGACAUUGUCAGAGUUUACGGGCAUGCUGAUGUAAUUUUUAGCUCACCUGGUCCGAAGGACCAUGGUGAGCUUAUUCCAUACCACAGCGUCCGUCGUCCGUCCGUCA